Asterias rubens (European starfish) is the source of this 1199-nucleotide messenger RNA. RefSeq names its product deoxynucleoside kinase-like. Gene Ontology annotation, molecular function: deoxynucleoside kinase activity. Gene Ontology annotation, cellular component: cytoplasm; mitochondrion. The record is from RefSeq and is a predicted model, not a curated record. The coding region runs from base 297 to 1106 and encodes 269 amino acids. The transcript has 2 exons. Lineage: Eukaryota; Metazoa; Echinodermata; Asteroidea; Forcipulatida; Asteriidae.
UAGAACCAUUGAGUAAGGACGGAAGUUAUGAGCAACUUGUGUUUGAAGAGUUGGUUUCUGUAUUCUAGAUAACACAAUUUGGCUGUAAAUGCACUGAAACUAUUAUUGAACACUGUCUGUAAAGUAAAGUAACAGUACACAUGUCGAGAAGUCUAUCAACAGAUCAAUACAAUCAGAUCACACAAAAUUUAACAACACCUCGAGUUUUGGAAGUGUGAACUGAGUGAAAUCUUGUUAACAGGCUCUCUCAUCAAUAACAAAGGACCGAGUCAAAAUGUGCCUUUUAUUCAGUAACGAUGUUACUCAGUAGAAUCUUCAGAGUCGUGGCUCGUUCUGCCAGUAACCAUAGCAUCUGUUUAAACAGAACACUCAGUAAACAGUGGUACAACGUUUUGUGUCUUCUAAGUAAACACUUGAACUUUGUGAAAAUGAUGAGCGAUAAUGCAUCAUCGAGAAACUUUAAAUUCCAAGAUGGAGAGAAACCCUUUACAGUUUCUAUUGAAGGAAACAUCGGGGCAGGCAAGACUACCCUCGUGAACUUCUUCUCUAAGCAGAAGGACGUCACUGUUAUUGAAGAGCCUGUUAAGAAAUGGCAGAAUGUCCGUGGCCAUAAUCUCUUUGAUCUGAUGUAUCAUGACCCUCAACAAUGGAGCUUUGUGUUCCAGUCCUACGUUCAACUCACCAUGCUGGAGAAUCAUAGCAUCCAAGUUGACACCCCUAUCAAACUAAUGGAGCGGUCGGUACACAGCGCUCGAUAUUGCUUCGUUGAAAACAUGCAUCUUGAGAAGAAGAUGUCCGACCCAGAGUUUGUAGUCCUGGAUGAGCUUUACCAAUGGGUCGUCAGAAACCAUGAUUUCAGCGUUGAUCGCAUCAUUUAUCUUCAGACCACACCCGAGAAAUGUCAUGAGAGAGUUCUUGAGCGUUGCCGAGAUGAAGAAGAGGGUAUUCCGCUGGAGUAUUUACAAGGUAUUCAUCAAAGAUAUGAAGAUUGGUUGAUCCAUAAGAAGUUUCCUGUCCCAGGGUCCGUGAUGGUUCUGGAUGCGACGUCCUCGCUGGAGGAGAUGCUGAGGACAUAUGAAACUAAACAGAACACUAUCUUGUGCUAAGGAUGAAGGAAACAGGCCUGAAUUUCAUCUUUGAGAGGGCAAGGCCAUUUCAUUUUGAGAUUUUUGAAGUCUAUGGGAAACAUUUAAAGGGGC